AUGAGUCAGAAUAAUAUUAGUAGUGAACUUCGCUUCGAUGGUAGAUUUAAUCAAAAUAAUUCCGGAAUUUCAAUGAUAAAUGAUAGUUUAAUUCGUAUUGAAAUAACUCAUUUCAUACAAAAAGUGAAUUUUUGGAUAGCCAUUGCACAAAUUCUUAUGGUUAUAUGUGGAAUAUUAGGUAAUGGUCUUGCACUUAUUGUUAUAAAUCGUCGCUCAUUACGUGACACAUCAUCAAGUGUAUUUAUAACAUAUUUAGCAAUAUUUGAUACAUCGGUUCUUGUUGUUCAUAUAAUAAAUUUAGCAACGCAAUAUUGGAUUCAUUCAUAUAUAUUACAUUGUUUUCUUGCUUAUUUAACUGAUCUUGUCACAUUUUGUAGUGUGUGGGUUAUGGUUAUAAUGACAUUAGAACGUUGUGUUGCGGUGCAUUCACCAUUUUUAGCCAAACGUUUUUGUACAAUAGAACGUGCACGUUAUUCAAUAUAUGCUCUUAUAGUUGCUGCAUUUAUUUUAUUCUCAUCAACAUUCCCAAACAUAUAUACAAUAGAUAAAGUUCAACAAAAAUGUAUUGUUCGUCAUCAAUAUCAAAAAAUAAUACGCAUUGUAAAACCAACAAUAUUUUAUUUUGUACCCGAUUUACUUUUAUUAGCAAAUAUAUUUAUUAUUUAUGAAUUAUUUAUUGCUACACGACAACGUACAAAAACAUUAAUGAAUCCUGAAAAUGCUGUUCAUCAAUUAAAUGCUGUUUCAUUUAAUAGAAAACAACGACAAUUAACAAUAAUGCUUGUUACAGUUUCACUAAGUUUUUAUAUAUUUACAACACCAGCUAUUAUUGAUUAUAUUCAUCAAAUGAAUCCACCUACACAUCAUAAUUUAAAACGACUUAAAUUACGUUUUUUAUGGACGAAUUUGUCUGUUCUUUGGCUUCAAAUGAGUUCAGCAACGAAUUUUUUAUUUUAUUGUGUAUCUGGUUCAAAAUUUCGUGCAGCUUGUUUUGAGACAAUUGGUGAUAUUUGUGACUUUCUACGAAUUAAAUCAGUUGGCAAGGAUGAUCAUGUACGAAGUCGAUUACGACGUCGACAAAAUAAAAAUGAUAUUCGUUUGAAACCAUAUUUUCAUCCAGAUGGUCGUAAUGGACUUCUAAAUAAUCAAAAUCGACGUCCAUCAACUUCUAUAACACAAACAUAUGCAUAUCCCUUAAGUAAUUCCUCAAAACGAGCUAGUAGUGAAACCAUUAUUAGUACACAAUUGAACAGUAGACCGUCAUCGAAAGUUGCAUUAAAUGUAGAUGAAGUUUAG
Molecule: messenger RNA, 1296 nt
Organism: Rotaria sp. Silwood1
Lineage: Eukaryota; Metazoa; Rotifera; Eurotatoria; Philodinida; Philodinidae
Source: the annotation of a GenBank genome assembly